CCUUUCCAUUUCGUCAUUUUCCAAUGGCGGGGGUUGCUGCGGCAGCCGCAGAUCUUCUUUUCUUCCUACCCCAACAGGAAGAAGAAGAAGAAGAUCCUGAAGAUGUCAUUGGAGCCGAAGAUUCCAUUCCCUUCUGGCCCACCGACUUCGAUCACGACGAGAUCUACGUCCCAGAUCCAUUCUCCCCCGAUUUCCAUGAUUUCCCUCCCUCCCAACCCCCCUCCAACCACCACCCCAUUCUCAUCUCCGAUACAAGCGACGAAGAGGACAUCGACAUCGAGAUCGACACCCGCAUCCGAGAAUUUAAAGAAUCUGGCUCCGAUUCCGAUUAUUUAGACGGUGGAGAUGAAGAAGAGGAGGAAGAAGAUCAGGUAAGCCUCAUCUUUGAUCUAUUCGAUCGGUGCCCGCAGCAAAUCCAAGCCGUUGAUAAUGAUUCUGUUAUGAGCCCGUUCCCGGAAAUGAAUGAACCCGUUGAUGUUAUGAUUGGUGAGGAUUUCGGGGAUGGGUUCUUCAUCGGCCAGCGGAAUUCGGUGUCUGAACCUGGGGAAUCGUCUGGGGUUCUUGCUGUUGAGCCGGACGGUCUCCGGAUUGUUGGGAUCGGAUCGGAUUCUGAUUCGGAUAACUGCCCGAUGGUUGGGGCGAAUUGGAAUUCUGAUGGGGAAGAUGCGCCAGAGCGGAUUGACGAUGAUCUGGGUCUUCCACUUUGUUGGGAUUGCCUCCGGUUGGACGAUCGUCGGGAUAUGGCGGAAGAUUUUGAGUGGGAAGAAGUGGAUGGGCGGGCCAUUUACGAGCGCGAGCCUCUUAGUGUGGUGAUUGAUGCGGAGCUGGACUCCCAGUCAGAUUCGUCUCUGGCACGAUCUGAUCAGGAGACGGCGCAAAAUCUUGAUUGGGAAGUUCUUUUGACAAUCAAUCGCUUGGAACGGACCACCAUUGUUGAACAUGAAGCUGAAUGGCCCGAAUCCUAUCUGGGUGAUCAUGAUGAUGAGUAUAUUUACACAACUGAGUAUGAGGUGCUGUUCGGGCAGUUUGCUGAGACCGACAAUCCCGUGAAGGGCAGUCCUCCUGCUGCAAAAUCCUUCAUCGAGAAUCUACCAUCAGUUGUCCUGACGAAAGAGGAUGUGGAGAACAACAAUGCCAUUUGUGCAGUUUGUAAGGAUGGGAUAUCGGUGGAGGAACAGGUGAAGCAGUUGCCGUGCUCGCAUCAUUACCACAAGGACUGCAUUUUGCCAUGGCUGAAGAUUCGGAACACGUGCCCAGUUUGUCGGCAUGAAUUGCCCACGGACGAUCCCGAUUACGAGCGGUGGAGAGCAGAACGUCGCACAGGGGAUUCUCGGGCCAGGUACGAGUUUGAAAUGUUUCCUGAACUGUAGAUAAAUUUCUGAACCUAGAUGUGAUAAUGGUGGUUUUCUAUUAAUGUGGUAGUGAGAUUGAGAAAUUGUAAUGUUAGGAUUUUUGUUUCAUAUUGAAUCAUUUGUACGUUAAUGGUUGCUUGUGUUUGCACCUAUCUUUUGAAGUUGAAUUUGGAUUUGAAAGAUUAAGCAAUGAUCUAGUGCAAAUUCUUCUUUCUA
This is a messenger RNA of Magnolia sinica, 1568 nucleotides long. RefSeq lists its product as uncharacterized. Gene Ontology annotation, cellular component: cytoplasm. Gene Ontology annotation, molecular function: ubiquitin protein ligase activity. The transcript has a single exon. Gene Ontology annotation, biological process: protein ubiquitination. The coding region runs from base 24 to 1370 and encodes 448 amino acids. NCBI's taxonomy places the organism in Eukaryota, Viridiplantae, Streptophyta, Magnoliopsida, Magnoliales, Magnoliaceae. The record is from RefSeq and is a predicted model, not a curated record.